UCCUCCCAUAUCUCGCCAAGUCUCGCGCACUUGUCACCAAGAGCAACAACACGCUUAAAUGAAGAGAACACGAGAGACACUUCGCCUCGUAGGACAAUAUAUUCAACAGGACCCCAUUCUCAACGAAGUCCUGAUGUAGAAACAAAAUCAAGGAGCCAACAGCAGCACCAGUUAUAGAUAUGCCUGCAGAGAUUUUGUCCUCCAUGGCGACCUCUAGUCCAACCCAGCUGAUUACCUCUGAUGAUGGCAAACAGUGUAUAGAUGCACAGUCCAAGGGCUUGACAGCAAUCCCUAUAGAUGUGUUCAAUGCAUCACAUAUCCAGUGCCUUUUCCUCAGUGACAAUGCUCUUACACAGAUCCCAGCUGCUAUAGCUAGUCUGGUCAACUUGGAGAUCCUGGCUCUGAACCAGAAUGCACUGAGUUCCUUAAGCCCAUACUUGUUUGGUUUGCCGAAAUUGCAGGUUUUAGACGUGAGCGAAAAUGAGCUAGUUGAGAUACCUAGAGAUAUUGCUGGGUUGAAGUGUCUGAGGCAGUUUUAUGCAAAUCGAAAUCAAAUUUGUGAUAUUCCACCAGAAAUUGGGGGCCUUGAAAAGCUAGAAUUUUUAGGCUUAAAUGAGAAUGGAAUCAGAGACAUUCCUGAUGAGAUAUCCAAACUUAGUAAUUUAAAGAUACUUGGAUUAGAACAGAACAGAAUAGAGUUCCUGAAUCCCAAAGUUUGUGAAAUUGAGGGUCUUCUGAAAUUGGGUUUAUGCGGAAAUCACAUGACAAAUUUCCCAAGAGAAAUUGAAAAUUUGAUUUGUUUACAGGGUUUGUAUUUAGAUGAUAAUGAUUUUGAAUUUAUACCCAUUCAGGUAUACAGUUUUGAGAAUUUGAUCGAGUUAACCAUGUCUGACAACAAAAUUACUGAAGUUCAAUCUGAUAUUGGAAAAUUGUCUCGACUGAGGAUUCUUUUGCUAAACAACAACCAAAUCAAAACUCUCCCCCAGGAGAUGUUUUUUCUUGAAAAUUUAGACACCCUGUCCCUUGAAGGCAAUCAGAUCUCAUGCCUCCCUGCAAGCAUAGCAGAAUUGUACAAUUUAAAAGAGCUUCAUCUGAGUCACAAUGACAUCUCAGUGAUUCCUGAUGAAUUGUGCAUGUGUUCAGAGCUGGAUACCCUCACUGUUGAUCACAACAAGAUCUCGGAGCUCCCGCUAGAGAUGGCCAACCUCAAAAAGCUCAAUACUUUGUCUAUGAAUGACAACAAGUUUGAAAGAAUCCCCAGGGCUAUUGGUGCUGUCAGAGGGUUAGAAGUCCUAAGUCUUAGUGGAAACAAGCUGGUUGAUCUCCCAGAAGAAUUUAGCCAGUUGGAGAAGAUUCGUCAUUUGGACUUGAGUAGAAAUGGAAUGGCAGAGUUCCCAUUGCCACUGACUAAGUUGUCACAGUUAGAAUAUCUAGACUUGCAGGAGAAUGAGAUCUCUUGCUUGCCAGAUGAGUUUGGACAGCUUGUAAACUUAAAAGAGUUCAAAAUCAAUAAGAAUAAACUAGACAAUUUCCCAGAAGUGAUGUGUGCCUUGGCCAACCUGGAGGUGCUCAACAUGGCUGACAAUGUGAUCAUUGAUGCACCAGAAGAAGUAGCAAACAUGACAGGGUUGCGAUACCUAGAUUUGUCCAACAACAAGUUUGAUAUGUUUCCUACACAUGUUUGUGCCAUCCCCAAUUUGGAUCUUUUGAAUUUUGACCAGGAGAAUGGCUCAAAAGUUGGAUGGCUUCCAGAAGAGCUUGGCCAGUCCAGCAUUUGCCAUCUUUAUGUGCAAAACAACGAAAUUGGUGGCCUUCCUCAAAGCAUUGCCAGCAUGAAGAACCUCCAGACCUUGGUGGCCCAUCACAACAAUAUCAUGUCCAUCCCAGACUCCAUGUGUGAGAUGAGACUACAAGUGCUACAACUGGACGACAAUCAACUCUCGACACUGCCAGCAGACUUUGAUCAUAUGACUGGCCUAAAUGACCUACGCUUACAGAACAACCCCCUGAAGACUCCCCCCAUGGACAUCUGUGUUAGUGGGGUACUGCAGCCUAUUGGAAGGUUCCUCAGAAAACACCUGGAAAGAGAGGAACUGCUGCUGCAGAAGAUGAUUGACCACAUUGUCAACACAAUAGACAAGCAAGAGCUACGCCAACUAUGGAGAAAGUUCCGCUUUGAAGCUGAAGUGAUUCAAGAACUGGAGCAGCAAUACAAGGGCAAGGAUAAGUUGAAGGAACGCAUUCUUGCAUCGAUGAAAUAUUGGAAAGAGCAUAAUGCCGAGGCGAGUUGCGACCUCCUGAUACACAUAGUGCGGGUGUUGGGGAUGGAGACACUGCAUAGUAAAUUAAAGGCUAUGAAGAUCUACUCCCAGGCAUUAAGAUUAUAAAAUGAGAAAUGUGAUUUAGU
Molecule: messenger RNA, 2407 nt
Organism: Lingula anatina
Lineage: Eukaryota; Metazoa; Brachiopoda; Lingulata; Lingulida; Lingulidae
Biological process (GO): signal transduction
Cellular component (GO): cytoplasm
Molecular function (GO): protein binding
Source: RefSeq, a predicted model, not a curated record